Molecule: messenger RNA, 1946 nt
Organism: Caenorhabditis elegans
Lineage: Eukaryota; Metazoa; Nematoda; Chromadorea; Rhabditida; Rhabditidae
Gene: hex-2
Product: beta-N-acetylhexosaminidase
Exons: 10
Coding region: 30-1820 (596 amino acids)
Biological process (GO): carbohydrate metabolic process
Molecular function (GO): hydrolase activity, hydrolyzing O-glycosyl compounds; beta-N-acetylhexosaminidase activity; hexosaminidase activity
Source: RefSeq, marked reviewed
AAGACCGUCUUAGCCUCAAAUGUAAAAAAAUGUUCCCGAUGCGGUGUAUUCGACGACGGUCCAUCGAUUUUGUUUUGAAGGGUGUAAUUCUCACGACAAUAUGCCUCUUCCUAUUUCAUAUGACCUCAUCAUAUCCGAAGGGAGGGAUUAGUCAGAGAGCACUUGACUCAAUGCAGAAGGAACCACAGACACCUGUGCUUGUACAGAAACGAGAGAAUUUCGAGGAGAGCAUCGAUGUAGCUGUUGAGCAAGAAUCCAAGAAAGAGAAUCCAUUUGUCAAUCAGCAGGCAUCGACAGAAAAUGCAAAACCAAUUACACAAGAAGUGAAGAUUGAACGGCCUUCCAGAGAUAAUGAAUUCUACAAGAAUGUGGUUAUCCAUUUUGAUCUCAAAGGUGCUCCACCAAAAGUCGACUAUUUCCUGGAUCUUCUAAGACUUAUUGCCAAAGGAGGAGCUACUGGAAUACUUCUCGAAUGGGAAGAUAUGUUUCCAUGGACGGGAAAAUUGGAGCAGUUUAAGAACACAGAUGCAUAUUCAGAGAGUGAUGUGGAUAUGAUUCUGAGCGAGGCAACGAAAUUGAAGCUCGACGUGAUUCCAUUGGUUCAAACAUUCGGCCAUUUGGAGUGGAUUUUGAAAUACGAGGAAAUGAGGAAAUAUAGAGAGAAUGACGCUUAUCCACAAGUUUUAUGUCUGGGAAAUGAGGAAGGUGUGGAAUUUGUAAGAGAAAUGAUUAGACAAGUGGCAAAGAAGCAUGCAAAGUAUGGAAUCCCAUUCUUUCAUAUUGGUGCUGAUGAAGCUUUUGAGUUUGGAGUUUGCCAAGAAUCACUGGAUUGGAUCAAGAAAAAUGGGAAGAACGGAAGGAAGCAACUUUUGGCGCUGGCUCAUUUGAAGGCUAUCGCAGAAUUUGCGAAACAGCAAACCGGAGAUUCUACACAAAUCCUUGCGUGGCAUGAUAUGCUCAAAGACUUCGACUCUCGGCUCAUAAAAAAUCUCGAAUUAGGACAAAUAAUUCAACCGGUUGUUUGGGAUUAUUCGGAGAAUAUUAUCACACUAAACGAUUACAUAUUCUCGGCACUUGCGGAAAAUUUCCCCACGAUGUGGGCUUCUUCGGCGUACAAGGGAGCCAACUAUCCAUCUGCUUCUACUUCAGAAGUUAGACAUUAUGAGACUAAUAAUAGAAAUUGGAUCAGAACUAAACAGAACCAAGAAAGAAAGUUCAAAAAUGGAUUCCAAGGAAUCAUUGUCACUGGAUGGCAGCGAUAUGAUCAUUUAGCUGGACUUUGUGAGACUCUUCCCAUCGGAACUGCUUCAAUGAUGCUUCAAAUGCAAAUUGCUCUAAAUGCACCAGCUCUAGAUUUAGAAGGAACUAGACAAAAAGCUGCAACACUAUUAGAAUGUCAAGGAUUCAAUGUGGAUGGAGUGAAGGUUGUCAGCAAUCAGUGUAAAUAUAGAGGAUUCCAAACAUAUUUGAUCUACCAGAGCGAGGUUCCGAAUCUGUUUGCUAGAAUCGACAGUGAACUGAGUAAAAACCAUCAUUUAAUGGGAUGGGCUAAUCGAUACAAUAGGAAAUACAACAUUUCUCAAAAUUGGUACCAUCGUGAAAUGCUUCCAUUUGUACAGCAACUUGUUGGCCAAUACGAUCGGGUUGAAAGUGAUCUCAGAGCUUCGAUGAAAGAUUUGUACUUUGAGAAUACAAUAGAUGAAUUCAUUUACGAGAAUCUCGGGGAAAUGUCGGAGAAACUUCACGGUUAUUUGGAAGAAAUUCAGCGACUUGACAAACUUCGAGCAUGGCCAAAAAGGCAUUUCCCAAUCAAGAAAUGAUGAUUCCCAUUCCUUUGUUUUUGUGACGAUUUGCAGAUCGGGUUGUUGAAGCUAAAAAUGCCACGGACUUUGUUCGGGUUGCUUUUUGUAAUUGUUUUUUUUCUGUGAAAAUAAAUUAUUCGGAUU